Sphaeramia orbicularis (orbiculate cardinalfish) is the source of this 1628-nucleotide messenger RNA. It is a transcript of the gene creld2, whose product is annotated as CRELD disulfide isomerase 2. The record is from RefSeq and is a predicted model, not a curated record. Gene Ontology annotation, molecular function: calcium ion binding. NCBI's taxonomy places the organism in Eukaryota, Metazoa, Chordata, Actinopteri, Kurtiformes, Apogonidae.
UCAGCACAAGCCACAAUUCGACCAAGAGGCUGACGCGGAAAACUAGAACCGCAUCCUUUUUCUACACCCGGCAUGUAAAUAUUACUUUACUACGCUUUGCAUAGAUAACGCUAACUUAGAUUUAAUGUUAAGACCCGCUCGUUUAGAUGUGUCGGACGCGUGCAGCACUUUAGUAAUAGAGGAAACCCGCUUUGGCGAGUGUCUGAAGGCUGUGUCCUGAUGUGAGGCUGUGGGACUGUGUACCGGCUGAAAUGCUGUCCACCGGCGGUCCACAGCUGCGGCUGCUGGCCUGUGUAACUCGUUUAAGUUUUCAAGUCACCGACGGCAAAAGAGACUUGAAAAGCGCGUGUUCUACCUGCCAGCAAAUCACUGACAACUUUAACAAGGGCUUUGACAGAACAGCAAAGCAGAACUUUGGUGGAGGUAACACUGCCUGGGAGGAGAGAAAACUGUCUAAAUAUGAAACUAGUGAGAUCCGUCUGGUGGAGAUCGUGGAGGGCUUGUGUGAAAGCAGCAGCUUUGAGUGCAAUCGAAUGGUAGAAGAGCAUGAAGAUCACUUUGAGACUUGGUGGUUCAAGAGGAAAACAAAGAAUCCUGAUUUGCACAAAUGGUUCUGUGUUGAGACUAGUAAAGUGUGCUGUCCAAAGGGAACAUUUGGACCUGACUGCAAUGCCUGCUUGGGGGGCUCUGAGAGGCCUUGUCAUGGAAAUGGAAUGUGCGAUGGUGAUGGGACUCGCGGAGGUAACGGAAAGUGCACUUGUGACCACGGUUAUACAGGGGAGUUCUGCUUAGAUUGCAUCGAUGGCUAUUUCAAUGAAGUGAGAAACGACACCUUCUCUCUAUGCACAGAGUGCCAUGCCUCCUGUAAGACCUGUAACGGAGCAACCAAUCAGGACUGUGAUGAGUGCAAAGAUGGGUGGGAGGAAGAUGAUCAGGAAGCUUGUGUUGAUAUAAAUGAGUGUUCCAAAGAUCCCUCUUCAUGUAGAGAAGAUCAGUACUGCCUUAAUUCAGAAGGCUCCUUCUCCUGCAAAGCCUGUGACAAAGUGUGCUCCGGCUGCACAGGAUCAGGUCCUGAUAAGUGCCAGGCCUGUGCCAGUGGGUACCAAGAUACAGAGGGCACCUGCACAGAUAUCGACGAGUGCUCCCAGGAGGAGCCGCUCUGCACCAAGGAGCAUCAGGAGUGUGUCAACACUAAGGGCAGUUAUCUGUGUAUCUGCUCAAGUGGUUUUGAGGAACAAGAUGGCGAGUGUGUCCCAACGCCACAACCAGAAAAAGAGGAGGAAUCUGAAACAUCUGAGGGGACUCCAAAUCCACAUGUAGAGCUUUGAUGUAAAAACUUGGACCAGUGGAGGCAAAUCAGAAAGAGCUGUUGGAAUUAGUGCAAACCUGAAGCUGCUCCUUUUAAAACUAUUGACUUCAGCACUUGGUGUAUCGUCUGCACUUAGAACCGACAAAGGCGGGGAUGACAGCGUUUUAUCUACCCGUGGAUCAUGGAUUAAUGGACAAAAAAGACAUUUUAUGCUGUUUUCUGGUCAUUGUUGCUUUUUCUCUUCUGUGCAAAGUACCACUUGUGUUUGUUGUAUGGUUUUAAACAUUAAAAGUGUUGAAUAAAGGUUAAUAAUGUUCAA